GGAGUUCACCGCCACUGACUUCAGCCAGCAAGUGCAAAAACAAUCUUGGCUGCCUCAGCUGCAACCUGCGGCAGUUUUUCCUUCAGUUUAUCGCUUAGAAGAUUUGUGCACCCGGGGCUCCUCCAGCCCUUCCCAGACCCGAGCCGUGCGGCUCCCUCUCUGGGUUCUGCGUAGUGAAAAGUGUGCAUGUCACUGUGGGGUGUGUGUGUUAGAGGACAGAAGAGAAAUGGAGAGAGACUAAUCAGCUCUUGGGCCUCAAUUUCAGCAUCCUUCAGCCUGCAGCUUCUAUUGCCAGCCUGAAGUCUCCUGAUAUAACAGCUCCAAGAUGAGGUCUCCUCAGAAAAUCCUUACGACUGCUCCUCUGUUUCUUCUCCUGACCCUUCACACCUUGGUCUCUUCGGGCUAUGACAACUGGCCUGACAGCAGACACUCCAAUAGCCAUUACUGCAUAGGGUGUGUGCUGGUGGUGUCUAUGAUUGAACAGUUCACUCAAGUUCACAACUCGACGGUCCAGACCUCAAUGGAGAGACUGUGCAGCUACUUGCCUGAAAAACUGUUCUUGAAGACCACUUGCUAUUUAGUGGUACAUAUAUUUGGACCAGACAUCAUAAAACUAUUCAGAGCACACAUGAAUGCUGAUGUGGUGUGUCACACCCUGGAGUUUUGUAAACAGGAUCCUGGCCAACCCUUGUGUCACCUCUAUCCCCUUCCCAAGGAGGCAUGGAAAUUUACCCUUGAGAAGGCCAGACAGAUUGUCAAGAAAUCCCCAGCUCUGACAUACUCCAGAAGUGGUUUUGAUAUUUGUUCAUUCCCAUUUUUGGCCAAGAUCUGUCAGAAGAUUAAACUAGCUAUACAAAAUUCAGUGCCAUUGAAAGAUGCAGAUUCAGACAAAUAUAGUGAUUUCCCAACACUGCGAGGCUUUCACUGGCGAGGGAGAGAUUGCAAUGACAGCAAUAGGAUGGUAUACCCAGGCAGAAGGCCAGACAACUGGGACUCAUAUCAAGAUUCAAACUGUAAUGGCAUUUGGGGUGUGGAUCCAAAAGAUGGAAUCCCAUAUGAGAAGAAAUUCUGUGAAGGUUCACAGCCCAGGGGAGUCAUUUUGCUGGGAGACUCAGCUGGGGCUCAUUUCCACAUCCCUCCUGACUGGAUCACAGCUUCGCAGAUGUCUUUGAAAUCCUUCUUCAAUUUACCAAUAGCUCUUACCAAUGAGCUUGACUGGCCCCAGCUAUCUGGUACUACUGGAUUUCUGCACUCCACCAGCAGAAUUAAAGAAAACUCUAUUUACCUUCUUUUACGGAAAAGAAACCACUGCAAUCACAGGGACUAUCAGAAUAUUUCCAAAAAUGGUGCAUCCUCCCAAAACCUGGAGAGAUUUAUAGAAACUUUAUCUAGGAACCAGCUGUUGGACUAUCCAGCCAUUGUCAUAUAUGCCAUGAUUGGAAAUGAUGUCUGCAGUGGGAAUAUUGAUCCUCUCCCAGAAAUGACCACUCCUGAGAAAUUGUACUCCAAGGUCAUGCAGACUCUGCAGUAUCUAGAUUCCCACCUGCCAAACGGCAGUCAUGUUAUUUUAUAUGGCUUACCAGAUGGAAGAUUUCUCUGGGAUCAGUUGCAUGACAGAUAUCAUCCUCUUGGCCAGCUCAACAAGGACGUGACCUACGCGCAUUUCUACUCCUUCCUGAACUGUCUCCAGGUCAGCCCCUGCCACGGCUGGAUGUCUUCCAACAAGACGCUGCGGAAUCUCACUUCAGAGAGAGCAGAACAACUCUCCACAACGCUGAAAAAAAUUGCAACCAGUCAGAAAUUUAUGAACUUCGACCUUUUCUACUUAGAUUUCGACUUCCAAAAAAUUGUGAAGAAGUGGCAAAAGAGAGGUGGGCAGCCCUGGCAGCUCAUUGAACCCGUGGACGGAUUUCACCCUAAUGAGGUGGCUUCACAGCUGUUUGCAGAUCUCUUCUGGGAGAAGAUGCAGCGCCAGUGGCCCCACGUCCUGGGAAAGGAGAAUCCAUUCAAUCCCCAGAUUGAGCAGGUGUUUGGAGACCAAGGGGGGCACUGAGGCCCCAAGGACAUGUGCUUCUGGGGAGGCAGCAACUUGGGUAAACUCAUUCAACAAAUGGUUAUAGGGGCUGCUUGUCACAAACUCACAGGACCCUCUAUAGCAGGAUCUUGUUUUUCUCUCAUUUGAGAGCUCAUCUAAAUAAUGGUGUGACUCUGUGCUUCCAGGAUCAGUGCCCCUGUAGCCCUCAAGUGACCUUGAAUAAAGUGCUUUGGGUGCCAUUCCGAGUGACAGAGUAUCUGUCUGUGCCCUUGAGCGGCUAGUUGUUCUAAAAAAUAAAUAAGAACUCAGCUUGAGUGACGUUCAGCAACUUACCCAGGGUCUUGGUAUGUCAGGAAGUGACACUCCUUCUGUGGCUGACUCCUUAAAGAUGGCUCUUCCCAGGAAGGCUGCUGGCUGGCUGCCAAGGCCUCUCACACCAGAACACGAAACUACAAGCACAAAAUUAGGUACAACUUGAAUACUUAUUUAGAAUGAGACAAGAAAUCACAACAAAUUACAAAUUUUUAGAAGUUAACAAAUAUAAGCUCCUCAAAGUCUAGGGGAAAAAUGACAACUUUUCUUUAUUUAAAAGAUUUUCUUACAUUCUUUGGCUAUAUAAUCUGAUCGCCUCUUCCUAUAAUAAUGAUGUUGUAAUAUGAUUGUUUAUAGAUAGAACAGAAAAAACUUUUUCUUAUUAUUGAUAUUUAUAAGAGUUUCUUCAGCUAUACAACUCACCACUGGCAAAGUUGUAUAAAUUUCUACAAUGGUUUUCAAACUGGGAAGACCUCAAUCAAAUUCCUUUUGUGGAGGGGUCAUUAAAGACACACACCCUUUUUGUAGUGCUGGUAAAGCUUUCUGUUCACAUAAGCACACAUAUAAGAAUUCUGAUAAAUUCUAUUGCACAUCCUUCUCAUCAAUGUGUCACUUUCCCAGCGCUGAUGGAUAUGGGGGUCCGUGUAUGUGUGGCACCAGCAUUACACCUCAGAGCAGGCCUGCCUUUCUACAUUCUGCCCUUAGGAGCUUUCUUGGCACAGCCCAAAAUGUGGGCAAGUUCCGGCCAGGGUCCUCAGGGACGGGUGAAUAAAGGCUCCAAUCUCUUCAUUUAGUGCUCAGUUUGGGAAUAUAUUCUGUGUGCUUCUCAGGGGGUCUUGACAGAAUCAGCCUCGUUUGCUUACAGGAGCCAUCGCCUUACAUGACUCUUCUUCCUUCCUUGUGUCAUUUUCCUCACUUCUCCUUUCCCACUUUUGGGGAUUGCUCCCCAAAUAAACCGUCUGCACAUAAAUUUUUGUCUUAAUAAAGGUGAAGUUAUAAUGACA
Molecule: messenger RNA, 3351 nt
Organism: Odocoileus virginianus texanus
Lineage: Eukaryota; Metazoa; Chordata; Mammalia; Artiodactyla; Cervidae
Gene: AOAH
Product: acyloxyacyl hydrolase
Biological process (GO): negative regulation of inflammatory response; lipopolysaccharide catabolic process
Molecular function (GO): calcium ion binding; acyloxyacyl hydrolase activity
Source: RefSeq, a predicted model, not a curated record